Homarus americanus (American lobster) is the source of this 1643-nucleotide messenger RNA. Its product is annotated as serine/threonine-protein kinase Nek4-like. The transcript has 8 exons. Gene Ontology annotation, molecular function: protein kinase activity; ATP binding; protein binding. Gene Ontology annotation, biological process: protein phosphorylation. The coding region runs from base 107 to 1243 and encodes 378 amino acids. NCBI's taxonomy places the organism in Eukaryota, Metazoa, Arthropoda, Malacostraca, Decapoda, Nephropidae. The record is from RefSeq and is a predicted model, not a curated record.
AACUCGGGAGAAGCCAUUUUGUGUGUGUUGUUGGGUGGAUGUGAGCUGCCUGCCUCUCUUCUGCUGCUCUCUUGUGUGUAGCAACAGGUGUGUCCAGCAGGUGGAGAUGGAGGGGAUCAAGAAGGUCAGAAAGUUGGGUUCAGGGACGUUUGGUGUCGUGUACCUGGUGGAGAAGAACAAUAAGAGCUACGUGUUGAAGACGAUCGAUCUGUCGAAAGUAUCGUCGGGGGGUCAUGUCUACCAGUUCCAGGAAGUGGCGCUUUUGAGAAACCUGAAGCAUGAGAGUAUCGUCGCUUAUGAGGACUAUGUGAGGGUGGACAACGAGAUCCACCUCAUGAUGGAGUACUGUGACGGCGGAGACCUACACACCCGCAUCCAGCAACAGAAAGGUACCAGUCAGCACUUCCCAGAAGCCCAAGUCCGCGACUGGACCACCAAGAUCGCCAAAGCUCUCCAGUAUAUCCAUGAGAGGAAAGUUCUCCAUCGGGACUUGAAGCCCUUGAACAUCUUCUUGACGAGUGCUGGAGGACUCAAGCUCGGAGACUUCGGCCUAGCUCGUGUUCUGGGAUCCAACAGCUCUGACCUGGCCACUAGCUUCAUCGGUACACGCGCCUUUAUGGCGCCUGAAAUACACAUCGGGAUACCGUAUGACUCUAAGGCAGACAUGUGGGCGCUGGGCUGCUGUAUCUUCGAGGUGGCCGCCUUCAAGCUCGCCUUCCCCUGCAGAAACCUGCGCGUUCCGGACCAAUACAGCCACCACCUGCAGGAGCUGGUGGACGCCUUGAUGAGUUCUGAUGUGAACACCCGACCCAGCGCGGCCGAGGUCCUCUGCCACCCUUUCCUAAUAACCCACAACAACAGUGGGGCUCAGGGGUUCACUCAACCUACCACUGAGAGCUUCACUCAGCACACCGCUCAGAGCACUCUGCAAGCCACGAGUCAGGACAAAGUUCAUGACUUUCUCAGCGGCAACAAUGGGGGCAACAUUCAAGGCCAGGAUAAGAUCGACAUCGUCAUCAAGACUCUGGAUAACAAGAAGUUCGCCCUCAGAAUCAACUCCUCCUGGAAGGUGUUAGACCUGAAGCACCUGCUGGGGAGGCAGACGGGCGUGGAGGCACAAGCCAUCAGCAUUGUUUUCAGCACAGCCUUACUGAAAGAUGAAGACACCUUAGUCGACAGUGGCCUUCGUUCUGGGUCUACUGUACAUGUGUCCCAGAAAUUCCUUGGAGGCGGUGGGAUCUGAGACUUUUCUUUCCAUUUUCCUCUUUUUCUCUUUAUCUUUUCCUUUCUCCCUUAUUCCCUUUUUCUCUUGUUCCCUACAGCAGUUCUCUUCAGAUUAAUUAAUUAUCAACAACUUCUCGAGACCUUUCCCCACUUAUUUCACCUAGAGGUUAGACACCCAGCUUAAUUCAGUCGUAAGAUUAGACACCCAGCUUAUUUCAACGUAAGAUUAGACACCCAGCUUAUUUCAACGUAAGAUUAGACACCCAUUUUAUUUCAACUUUAGAUUAACACCCUGCUUAUUUCUACGUAAUAUUAGACACCCAAUUUAUUUCAACGUUAAAUUAACACCCAGCUUAUUUCAACGUACUCGGGCUUCGGAGAAGUCUUAUACCAUGGCUUACAGACUUCCUCAGUGACCG